Molecule: messenger RNA, 3245 nt
Organism: Chroicocephalus ridibundus (black-headed gull)
Lineage: Eukaryota; Metazoa; Chordata; Aves; Charadriiformes; Laridae
Gene: DNAJB14
Product: DnaJ heat shock protein family (Hsp40) member B14
Exons: 8
Coding region: 138-1280 (380 amino acids)
Biological process (GO): cellular response to misfolded protein
Cellular component (GO): endoplasmic reticulum membrane
Molecular function (GO): Hsp70 protein binding
Source: RefSeq, a predicted model, not a curated record
AGUGAGGGGAGCCCCCGUCCGCCCUCCUGCCCGCUCCGCUCCUCUCUCUGCCCCUCUCCCCCCUCCCCGGCUCCGCUCUGGCUUCAGGCCCCUUCUCUCUGCGCUGCGGCGGGCGGAGGCGGCGGAAGGAGAAGCCGAUGGAGGGGAACCGGGACGAGGCCGAGAAGUGCAUCGGGAUCGCGCGGGAGGCGCUGGAGGCCGGCAACCGCGACCGCGCCCUCCGCUUCCUCGGCAAGGCCCAGAAGCUCUACCCGACCGAGACGGCCCGAGUUUUGUUGGAAGCUAUUAUGAAGAAUGGAAGUACAGCUGGGGGAGGCGCUUACUGCCGAAAACCAGCCAGUAGCAAUGAUCAAAGUAAGCCCAAUAGCACGAAGGAGGGCAAUGCAUCUGCUGCAGGUGAAAGUGGAAAAGGCUACACUAAAGACCAAAUGGAAGGAGUAUUCAGUAUAAAGAAAUGUAAAAAUUACUACGAAGUCCUUGGGGUGUCAAAGGAUGCAGGUGAAGAAGACCUAAAGAAGGCCUAUAGAAAACUUGCUUUGAAAUUCCACCCAGACAAAAACCAUGCACCUGGAGCAACAGAGGCUUUUAAAAAAAUUGGAAAUGCGUAUGCUGUGCUGAGUAAUCCAGAAAAACGAAAGCAGUAUGACCUUACAGGCAGUGAAGAGCAAACAUGCAAUCACCCUAGCAACGGUAGAUUCAACUUCCAUAGAGGUUGCGAGGCAGAUAUUACUCCAGAGGAUCUAUUCAACAUGUUUUUUGGAGGGGCCUUUCCAACAGGUAGCGUACAUUCAUUUUCUAAUGGUCGUGCUGGCUACAGUCAUCCUAAUCAGCACCGUCAGAGUGGACACGAGAGGGAGGAAGAGAGGGGUGAUGGAGGUUUCUCUAUGUUCAUUCAGCUGAUGCCUAUUAUUGUGUUGAUCCUCGUCUCCUUGUUGAGCCAGUUGAUGGUAUCUAACCCUCCUUACGCCUUAUACCCAAGAUCAAGUACAGGGCAGACCAUAAAAAUGGAGACAGAAAACUUGCACGUUGUUUAUUAUGUCAACAAGGACUUUAGAAAUGAAUACAAAGGAGUGUCACUACAGAAAGUGGAAAAGAGUGUGGAAGAGGAUUAUGUGUCCAACAUUCGUAAUAACUGUUGGAAGGAGAGGCAACAAAAAACAGACUUACUUUAUGCAGCAAAAGUAUAUCGAGAUGACCGCCUCCGAAAGAAAGCAGACUCCAUGCCCAUGGACAACUGCAAAGAACUAGAACGGCUGACCAGCCUCUAUCGAGGAGGAUGAACUACAAUUAUACGCGUACAUCUUUACGUAUGCCGUUAUCUCUCUUGUAAAUUAAGAAGAGAUUUAGUUUCACCGUGAAUGCUGGAAGAGAGGGGUGGAUGUAAAACUCUACUGUGUAGCUGUUUCCAGAAACCUUAUGCUGAAAUAUCAUUUAAUGGCUUCUUUACCUACUGUGAAAUAUAGGUAACUUUAAUUGUCUAGAUUUUACUUCAAAGCUUCUGUGAAUUCUUUCAGCAGAGAGAAUAGCUCAGAAAGGAUGCUAUACUUGUAGAGACUUAGUCAUAGUGGUUCUCCUCUAACAUAUUUGCCAUGUAAAUAUCUGUGGAAAGAACACUUUGUGUAUAUACGAGUUAAAUGACUUUCUAUUUAAAAUCUCAGAAAUUUAGUUCCAUACAACAUUUUGUCUCACUGAUGGAAUAAAUAGUCUGAUUACAUCACUCCUAUUCAGAUGUCAAGUGUGUGGAGUUGAAACAAGAAUUUUUAAUAUUUUAUCUCUAACUCUAUGUAAAAUCUUCUAGGUUUACCGGCUUAGAGGAACUUGGUAUUUUUAAAUAUAAUGGCAUAUAUUCCUAAAUAUCUGUUGGGGUAUAUUGAUCUGGUGUAGAGUAGCAGUUAGCUGUUGUAGCUUUUUAGCGUUUCUAAGCAAUGCUGAGAAAACUAAGAACUACACUAAUUUCUUUUCAAAGUAAAUUUUUGCAAAUGCUGUACAGACCAUUAUAGGCAUUGCUUUUAGUACUUGCAACAGUUUACAGCAGCUCUACCAUUUGGUAUUCCAGUAGUAGUAAGUCCAUACGUAUGGUUAACAUGCAUCCAUAGCUUCCUUCAUUUUCACUGGAAAGGUAGAGGAAAACAUGCAAUAGUAAAAUCUUAAAGCUCAAAAAAAAAAAAAAGCAACCUAAUUUUUUUUUUUCCUGGGAGGCUUCCAUUUUCUUACUAUUUUUUUAUUUCAGGCUAGGUCCCAACACUGAUUCCUCAAUGGGCACCACAAGUGGAACAGGGAAAUAUUGCUAAGGACAAGCUAUGUGCCUUUCAACACUUUUGCCAACUAUUUAAAUGCUUUCCUAGUUUGCAGUGUGCUCCUAUGGUCAGAGCCAUAUCACUUGUCCUGGGGCGGAAGAGCUAGGGUUUGCGUUUCUCUGGACCAGAAUAUUUGCUGCACCUGACUUCCCAGAAAUGAGCAAACGUACCCUUCGGCUCCUACGUACGAGAUCAUGUAACUCCGUGGCCUGUACGUGGAAACUAGAUGUAGCCACACCUGCUGAUGCAAAGAGGUGUUUUGAAGCAGCUAAGUACAAUGUACUUGAAGUUUAUUGAAACGGGAUUGAAAAUGUUUUUUAGGUUCAGUAGCUGAUGUUUUUACAUUUUAACAGUGCUAUGCAGCGGAAUGUUUCUUGUAUUUGCGAAUGCCAGGUGGCUCGUGAUACGGGCGGUACUUUUUGUUUGAGAAAGCUGCUAUCUUUGAACAAUGCUAUCAGUUUAUGUGGAGCCAAAUUCUCCUCCUAAAUUGAAAGUUUAAAGACUUGACUGACUUCAUUGGAAUUCCUUCUGAUCUAGAGCAGGAUUUGACUUUAGAAAUAAGCUAAAUGCUAUUGCUCUAAGUGACCCAGAAAUCAUGUUGCAUAUAUACCUUUUCUAAACUGUCCCACUGGAAAUGUCCUCUAUUGAAUUGGUGUAACAUGAGAAGGAGUAGCUGCGGGCUUUUAACUAAGCAGCUAAACCAGCAUUCAAGGUGGACAUCAAAGCCUGAGGCAUGAAGCAGAACUAAAAGUUGCUGACACACAAAAAAAAAAGGUGGGGGGGAUGCUGUAGUGGAUGUCUUUACUAAGUUUACAGGAAAAGUACUGGAAAGGCACCCAAAUGUUUGAAGUUUGCAAUAGAAAUUUAUGGAGAAAAUGUGAUUCCAAGGAUUUUGUAACUGUCCAGAAUGUAUUGUAAUUAUACUAAUGAAAACAAACUAUCAAAGUA